AUGUCCAAUGGGAAGGACGCAAAUGCUGCAGAAAACUCCUCGCAGAUGACUCUGAAAGAGUGCCUGGACGAGUGCAUGGAGGCGCUGGACCUCUUCCUUAACAACCACUUCAAUGAGAGCCUGGAAAAGCUGCGGCCGAGAGUCAACGAGAGCAUGUACCAUGCUCUUAUCUACGCCACAGUGCUGGAAAUGCAGGCCAUGAUGACUUUCCAGCCGGAGGACAUCAGCAACGCGGGAAACACCAUGAAGAGUGCCCAGGAGGUCUGCCAGAGGUUCCGACGGAAGUCCCCGGGUUUGUCUAACAAGUCGGACAGGGGUUCGCUCACUGAAGUGCAGCUUCAUGCUGAAGUGUGUUACGCAGAGUGCCAACUCCAAAGAGCUGCUCUCACCUUCUUACAGGACGAGAACAUGGUGAGUUUCAUCAAAGGGGGGAUCAAAGUACGAAACAGUUACCUAAUUUACAAAGAACUGCAUUCCUUCAUCAAAUCUCACAGCUGUCUCAAAGGACCGAGCCACGUGCACUUAGAGGGAGGAAUAUCCUUUGGAAUAGGGGCGUUUAACCUGACACUCUCUCUGUUUCCUCCGAGGAUACUCAAAGUCUUAGAGUUCGCGGGAUUCUCCGGAGACAAGGAAUACGGUCUGUCUCUGCUGCACGAUGGUGCGACGGGGAUAAAUCUGCGCUCCAUGCUGUGCGCUCUGCUGCUGCUCUGCUACUACACCUUUCUCACGUUCAUACUAGGCACAGGCGAGGGAGAGGUCACUGAAGCGGAGAAGCUGCUGAAACCUUUCCUUCUCCGCUACCCACGGGGAGCAAUAUUCCUCUUCUUUGCAGGCAGGACUGAAGAGAUCAAGGGGAACAUUGAUGAGGCGGUGGCACUCUUUGAGGACGGCUGCAAGGCCCAGCAGGCGUGGAAGCAGUUCCACCACAUGUGCUACUGGGAGCUGAUGUGGUGCUUCACCUACAAGCGGGCGUGGAAGAUGGCGUACUUCUACGCAGACCUGCUGAGCAAGGAGAGCCGCUGGUCCAAGGCCAUGUACGUUUACAUGAAAGCUGCUUACCUCAGCAUGCUGCAUGAAGACGAGGCCAGGCCUUUUGGGGAGGACGAGGUUGAGCUCUUCAGACAGGUGUCCACCUUUAAGCAGAAGAUAGCGGGGAAGUCCCCCCCGACCGAGAAGUUUGCUAUCCGCAAAGCCCGACGCUACAAGGCCCACUGCCCGAUCCGGCUGCCGGUGCCGGUGUUGGAGAUGAUGUACAUGUGGAACGGUUUCAGUAUGAUCAGCAUGCGACCAGAGCUGACUGAAGGCAUGAUGCAGACUUUGGUGGAGGCGGAGCUCACCCUGCAGGAGUCUCCCGACAACGAGUAUUCGGUGGACGACCGCUGUGUGAUCCACCUGCUGAGGGGUCUGUGUUUGAAAAACCAGGGUCUCCUUCAGGCUGCCGAAGACAGCUUCCGCAAAGUGUUGUCCAGCGAAAAGAAGAUCCGGUUCGACCACUACCUGGUGCCUAACUGCCUGGUGGAGCUCGGCCUGCUCUACAUCGACCAAGGCAGGAGGGACGAGGCCAUCAAGCUACUGCACAAGGCCAGACAAAACUACAAAGAAUACUCGAUGGAGUCCCGCACGCAGUUCAGGGUCCACGCCGCUCUGGCCAAACUCAAGUCCGACCCCGGUGAAGAGGAGGACACGCACAUGUAGCCGGACGCGGCUCUGGACUCGGUGACGGCUGCGCCAGCUUCAUACCCAGUGUGUUUUUGUUUUAACCUUUAACCAUAUUCGGCAAGUGCAUGCUGGGUAUUUUAUCUGGUGUUCAGGUAUUCAUUUUUGGGUCUUCACGAAGAUAUCACAACAAAAAAAAGUAUCCUGUUUUAUCCCAGACGAGAGCAUAAUU
Molecule: messenger RNA, 1888 nt
Organism: Cyclopterus lumpus (lumpfish)
Lineage: Eukaryota; Metazoa; Chordata; Actinopteri; Perciformes; Cyclopteridae
Product: tetratricopeptide repeat protein 39A
Exons: 18
Coding region: 1-1695 (564 amino acids)
Molecular function (GO): protein binding
Source: RefSeq, a predicted model, not a curated record